AUGUUUCCAUCUCUGUCACGCAUGACAGGUAGCCUGGCUCACCUUCGUCUACGAGAUGACCGAGAGGCCCAGAGAGAAAAAGCCUUUGGCGUACUGUGUGACAUGUUUACACUGUUGAAUACGAUGCCCAGUGUUUAUAUUCAACCCGGUGAUUUUCAAUCCCUGCCAGUAAACAUCGACAUGAAGGUUCUGCCGUUAAAUGAUGACAAUAUCGAGGAGACUCCCCGUGCGACGGUACAUACGGAGUUGGACUUCUUUCUUCCUCUGUCCCACGAAAGCAUCUCAUCCAAGUACAAAAUGAACUUGGAGGCUCCCGAGAUCAGAGAACGUUUCUCCCAGGUUAACCAAUUGACGGAUGGCAAUUGUCCCGUGCUAAUGGAGUUGGGAUGCUGGAAUAAGCAAGAGCACCUGGAAUAUUUAGCUUAUAGACUCAUGUGGGAAGCGGACGUUGUUCCCAGAGUGGGGACUGAAGGAAACUCGAGACCCCUGAGGGUAGUUACGGGCUGGAAGUCCCCUGGAUUUGCCUUUGCAGCGAGAUUCGAACCUUACCUCCAUACCUACGACUCCCCCUACAGUGAGGCGGCUAAUUGUUGGGUUAAGAGCGGCAUACCACAUAUCAAGAUCGCCGUGUACAAUACUAGUCAAGGGGAUCCAAAGCUUCUACUCUGUUCUGAGAUUCUUACCAUAAUUGCUGCAAUCUCUACCCGUCUUAUGGACAAAGGGCUCGAAAAACAUCUUAUCAUUCCUGUUAUGCUUAUCUCUUUCAUGGCUCCUGCACAUGGGAGGGUCCUCAUUGCACAUUACGAUAGCCAUGGACUUCGCAUCAAAAUGUCCGAUCUUUUGCCGUGUAGCUCAAACGAUCGAGCCUCUUGGGACUUCUUUGCAAGAUACCUCGGAAGUGAUGCCAACCCAACGGCGGAUACAUCCAUGUUUGUUGAUCAGUGA
Aspergillus bombycis is the source of this 945-nucleotide messenger RNA. RefSeq lists its product as uncharacterized. The transcript has 3 exons. The coding region runs from base 1 to 945 and encodes 314 amino acids. The record is from RefSeq and is a predicted model, not a curated record. NCBI's taxonomy places the organism in Eukaryota, Fungi, Ascomycota, Eurotiomycetes, Eurotiales, Aspergillaceae.